Molecule: messenger RNA, 2949 nt
Organism: Closterium sp. NIES-67
Lineage: Eukaryota; Viridiplantae; Streptophyta; Zygnematophyceae; Desmidiales; Closteriaceae
Source: the annotation of a GenBank genome assembly
AUCCCGUGAAUCUCCCUAGCUUCUACCCUCUCGACCUUGGCUCUGACGGCAUUCUAGUCAGGACUCAGGAUCAAAAACUGGAGAAGGAGAAGGAUAGUAGCCGACCGUAAGAGCUUAGUACGUAGAGAACUUGCGGGUGUCGUAUUAGCUAGAUUGAUGAUAACAUGCGACGGAAGGGUCCUGAUUAGUAGCGCCGUUUGACCUGCUGGUUGUUACUUACCGUCGUAGUUGAUAGCCUCUCAGCCUCUUAGACGAAUUAUACUAGGUUGAUGCAUAAAAGGAAAGCGUGGCUCCAGUGAAAGGACAUAUUUCGCCAGCGCUUCGCGGUCAAGUCUAUCUUCCUUAUUAUUCAGUUUGAAUGGAUAACGUUCAGUCGGCCGUCGGCAACGUCACGUCAUGGUUUCGCAGGGCUGUAGCAGGCGGUUCGGACGAGCCUAAUCGCCGCAGCGGAUCAACGCAAUCCAUACACCAAGCACCCCCAGCCAUGGCCCAUCACCACUCUGCACCGCAUCAAGCGCAGCAGACGGAGCAGCAGUUGAGGGACGAGGAGCAGCGGCAGCUGGAAGAAGCACUCAGGCGCUCCCUGCAGGAGCAGCAGCAGGUGCCGAGCCAUCAGCAACGGGUACCGAUCCACCACCAGCAGGUGCCGAACCACCAGCAGCAAGUUCCGAACCACUGGCAGGUUCCGAGCCAGCAGCAGCAAGGGGGUUGGCCCCCAGGAAGGAGCAGCCAGCCGGGGCAGCAGGGCGCAGGAUGGGGGGAGAACACCGCGAGCGGGGAGGCAGUGGGGCGGGGCGGAGAGGGGGAGGAGGAGGACAGGGCGCUUCAACUGGCGCUGGAGAUAUCAAGAAGAGAGGCGGAGGAGGCAUCUCAAGCUCUCAAGGCAGCCCAGGACACAGACGCAACAGCAGCAGCAGCAGCAACACCGGCAGCGGCAGCAGUGGCAGCAGCAGCAGCGCAGCGAGAAGCAAUGAAUCGGCACUGGUCAGCAGCAGCCGCAGCUGGUGCCGAGCCUUCGAGGCAUGGGGGCGUGGGUGGAGUGGGUCCGGGCAGAGUGGGCGUGGGUGGAGGUGUUGAGGCGGCAGUAGACACGAGCAACGACGAGGAGAUUGCACGGCUGCUGCAGCAGGAGCUGAACCUGGAGGAGGGCAGUCACUCACACACGUCGGAGCCUCCCAGCUAUCGCCCUUGGGCCCAAGCUCCUCAAGGCAGCGGCAAUGGCAGCAGCAGCACCAACAACAGCGGUCGCAGCGGCGCUGCUGCUGCACCCGCUGGCAGCAGCGGUGGUGCAGGCAGCUCAGGAGGAGGGCGACCGGGCUUUGGAGGGGUUUUCUCAUCGCUGCUGCCCUCUGUGUGUGCGGGGUGCAGUGCGCCCCUUGGCUUCUCCACUGCGCUGUCGUCCAUGGGGGCGUUGUGGCACCCGCACUGCUUCAAGUGCCACGGCUGCCAGCAAAUCAUCGCAGAGAAGCAGUUCAACAUCAAGGACGGCCGCCCCUACCAUGCGGCGUGCCAUCGCAACCUCUUCCACCCCAAGUGCGCCGUCUGCCAGGAUUUUAUCCGCCCCGACGACAUGGGCAUGAUCCAAUUCCGCUCGCACCCCUUCUGGGGCGACAGGUGGUGCCCCGCCCACAUGGCCGAUGCCACCCCCUCCUGCACCUCUUGCUGCCGCCUGCAGUCUCGCGCUUCUCCGCCCUUCAUUGACUUGCCAGACGGGCGGCAUCUCUGUCUUGACUGCGUUGAUUCUGCUGUGCUUGAUUCAGCAGACUGCCGCCCGCUCUUUUCGUCCGUUAGUGCCUUCUUUGCUCAGCUGGGCAUGGCAGUGAAGCAGCAGAUACCGGUGCUGGCAGUGGAGCAGCAGGCACUGAAUGACGCACAGAGGGCAGAGAGGGAGGGCCACGAGCACGGGUCGCUCACUCGAGGCCUGUGUCUGUCUGAGGAGCAGACCAUCCAAAUGGUGGUGCGCCUCCCCGGCUCUCUCGCGCACGCCUCGCCCUUUGCGUCCAUGGGCCAGCAGACCACCACGGUGUCGCGCCACUGUGCUGUCACCGCCAUCCUCGUGCUCUAUGGGCUGCCCAGGGCACUGACAGCAUCCAUCCUGGCGCACGAGCUCAUGCACGCGUGGUUCAAGCUCGACGGCGGGUUCCGCCACCUGCCCAGCGAGUUGGAGGAGGGCAUGUGCCAGGUCAUGGCGUACCUGUGGCUGCAGACCCAAGCCGCACCCAACCAAGCCCCAUCCCAGGCCUCAUCCCAUCAUGCUCCCGCACUCUCCAAUGCCGCGGGGGCUUCUGACGCUCUCACCGCUCGUGACGCGCACAGCAGCUUCCAGCAGCGCUUCGUGGACUUCUGCCUGCACUCCAUCUCCACGGAUGCCUCCCCGGUGUACGGCGAUGGGUUCAGAGCUGCCCAUGCUGCCGUGCUGAAGCACGGGCUGCUGCCCACUCUGGAGCACAUUCGCAUGCAUCGCACCCUGCCCAGAGUGUAGGUGGGUAUGGCGUGCUUGCUGUGUGUGGUGUGGGCUCAUCCCUUCAUGUCCACUGGUGCAUCCCCGGUGUGUGGCGAUGGGUUCAGUUCACACAGAGCUGCCCAUGCUGUUGUGCUCAGGCACGGGCUGUUGCCUACUCUCAAGCACAUGUGCAGUGCACCACAGAGCACUGCCUAGAGUGUAGAUAAGGCAUGAUUGUUUGCUCUUGCUGGCCUUGAUCAUGUGGUGACUGCAUUGACUGCACUGGCUGCUGCCAACUCUGGAGCACAUUAGCUCGCACAAUGACCUGCACAGGCUAGAGAGCAAGCAAUGUGGCUCUUGCUUCCACUGAUUAUGUAGUGCGUGGUGCCCAGUGCCCAGUGCCCUGGCGUAGAUACAUGCGUGUGCUGUACGGUAUUGUAUCCUUAUGUUUUCACACAAUGUACAGUAGUUGAAUUUGUCUUGGGAAUGGAAACCAGGUAGUCUUG